AUGCUUAGACGCUCCAAGAAUUCCGGUUCAAGCUCGCACACAGACGCUAAGAAAAGACAGUCUAUGUUUCUAGAAUCCAAAAGUUCGUUGAUGUCAUUGUCUAACGAGUUUGCUCAAGGACAUUCUAAAACAAAGCAGAAAACGCAAGAGGGUGUCUCCUCCUCAUCGUCUUCUUCUGCACACAAAAAAUCCACGUCCAGUCGGUCAAAGUUGAAAAGAAGCAGUUUGUUGCUCGAUGAAACACUUCUAAAGGACUACCAUUCGGCCAUAAAACACAUGCAGGUAAACGCUCCCAGAGAGGAGAAGCUACUGCUGGUUCCGUCUCCAACGCAGUCAACGAGAAGCGAAUCAGACACCAGUCUCUCUUCCAGUAAGAGUUCGAUAUCUUCCAUAUUCUCCCAGGAUAAAGACUAUUCCAUUCACGACUUGUUAUAUGAAGACAUCGAAGAGAUGGAUAAAACAGCCAACGGCCCCAAAAUUGAUGACACAAUAGCAAUAGACGAAUCUAAAGCACUUUUUGUCUUCUGCACAAACGAGUCCUCUAUGAAGCUACCUUAUAAUGAAACACUGCACGAACUGAACUUGGACACUCCAGUCAUGGGCCCCAACAGAAGAACAUCGCUAAAUUUCUUUUAA
Messenger RNA from Saccharomyces eubayanus, 636 nucleotides. RefSeq lists its product as uncharacterized. The transcript has a single exon. The record is from RefSeq and is a predicted model, not a curated record. Lineage: Eukaryota; Fungi; Ascomycota; Saccharomycetes; Saccharomycetales; Saccharomycetaceae. Bases 1 to 636 code for a protein of 211 amino acids.